This is a messenger RNA of Aspergillus piperis CBS 112811, 554 nucleotides long. Its product is annotated as putative NADH-ubiquinone oxidoreductase 12 kda subunit. Lineage: Eukaryota; Fungi; Ascomycota; Eurotiomycetes; Eurotiales; Aspergillaceae. Bases 131 to 451 code for a protein of 106 amino acids. The transcript has 2 exons. The record is from RefSeq and is a predicted model, not a curated record.
AUUGGAACUCUCGCGACCUCCGGAAUCGAACUUGAUACAACUCGACCUCCGAAUAACCGGACUACUUACUGUUCACCUCUCUACCUCCCUCCAUCCUACCUCCGUCUCAAACCAUAAGAAAAUCUGCAAAAUGCCCACCCCGGAAUCCGCCUCCUUCCUGGCCAAAAAGCCCACGGUGCCGCCUACCUACGAGGGCGUCGACUUCGAAGACAACGUUGCUGUCCACAACGCCCGCGACGCCAUUAUCCGUGAACAAUGGGUCCGCAGUAUGAUGUCUCGUCUGGUCGGAGAGGAAUUGGGCAAAUGUUAUGCUCGUGAGGGUGUGAAUCAUUUGGAGAAGUGUGGGGUUUUGAGGGAGAAGUACUUUGAGUUGCUGGGCGAGCGCAAGAUUAAGGGUUACUUGUUCCAGGAGAAGAAUUACUUUGCUGGGGAGGGAAAUAAGUCUGCUUAGGUUUGAGGGUUGACAUUGGAUUGGGGAAUGGGAUGGGUUGAAUUGGUUUCUGUGUUAUGUUAUGUGAUAUACAAUAUAUGCAUUGUGGUUUUUUUCUUUCCUA